AAAUAGCUAUUACUCCUUGAAUGGGUUGUUUAGUUUUUCACGCCUGAUUGAACACCACGAGGGUUUAUAACGGCCACAUAUCAAUUGAAAUUCAGUACAUUAGAUUCAUUCAAAGGGAUAAACAUCAUCUUGCACUAAUCCUUUGAUAGUUUAAGGAUUGCACAUUUUCCGCUUCAUAGAUAUUUCCAAGGACAAACAUUUACUUAUUCGUUUAGUGACAUUGACAACUAGUGAAAGCAUUAGUUUUUUGAUAAAAAAAAAUAAUAUGCAAGGAUCAUUACCAACUUCGCCUAACAGUUCUCCAAACAUGUCGCUCAGUGAUACUUCAGUUACUGAAGAUGGACUUAAGAUUGCCGAUCCUUGUAGAAAGUUGUCCAAUUCUUUGGAAAAGAGAAUAGAUUUUCCAGAUUCACCACAAUCAGAAUGUUCCGACAGUUCCAAUGGUGAUGGUACUCCAGAAAGAUCUUGCUUUGGAAAAUACAAAGAAAGUUCACAAGACCAGAGAGAUUUAAGGAGAUACAGAACUGCUUUCACCAAAGAACAGCUUAAUAGACUUGAGAAAGAAUUUCUGAAAGAAAACUAUGUGUCCAGACCUAAAAGAUGCGAACUUGCAGCAGAAUUGAAUUUAUCCGAAAGUACCAUUAAAGUUUGGUUCCAAAACAGAAGAAUGAAGGACAAAAGACAACGUAUGGCUAUGACAUGGCCUUAUGGGAUACCAGCUGACCCACAGGUGUAUGCCUACCUUGCCGCCGCUGCAGCCGCGCAAGCAUCCUAUCCAUACGGAUUUCCAAACCCUGCCGCUAUGUCAUACCCUGGUAUCGGUCUCCAUGGAUUUCAAUCAUCCGGGAGUUCGGCAUUCUCACCACUGCCCAGUCAUUUACAACCACGCUUAGACCUUUUACACAGUAUGAGUAGUCCCAUUCAUCGCCCAUUUAUUGGACUAGAAACCAAUUCUCCAUUACGACCAGUUCCAGGAUUUGACACUAGUUCACCGAUAUACAGACACGGACUGGAGUCACUUCACCGUCCGGUUUCAAUCCCUGAAUCAAGGUCACCAUUAUCAAGUUCACCACCAACUUCAUCCGUUUCAUCUGUACCCAAAAUGCAUUUUCCAUGGAUGGAAACGUCACAUUCGUCUGGAGUUUGUGGCAUUGCUGCCGGCAAACCAUGUACAUGCGGUGUGCCAAAUUUAGGACUUUCUUCAUCACUGGCACCACCAGCUGGCUUUCUAUCCUCACCACCAUCCUUGAGCUUACAUAAACCAGUUUUAACGAAACAGGAAGUUGAGAGAUCGUAAUAGACUUUUUGUUUAACUUUGUGACUGAACAUGUAUGUGAUAUCUGAGUUUGUUUGUUAUUAUAAUUGUGUGAAUGAAUGUUUGUUGUGUGAGAUUGUUGUACAUUCGUGAAAAAUGUGUGUGAUUUAGUCUAGUUGGUUUGAAUGCUUGUAAGUUAUUGUUAUUAAAAUGUACCUAGGAACAUUUAAUUCGCUACAAAUUCAGGGUACUUCUUAUAGUAAAUCCAUGUAUAAUUCAAAUGCUCACUGUUGUGUGCGCAAUUGCAGAAAAGACACAAAUUUCUGUAAAUAUUGAUGUUUGUUAUGUUUCUUGAUACUUAUGAAUAU
This is a messenger RNA of Mytilus trossulus (common blue mussel), 1623 nucleotides long. Its product is annotated as homeobox even-skipped homolog protein 1-like. Gene Ontology annotation, cellular component: nucleus. The record is from RefSeq and is a predicted model, not a curated record. The transcript has 3 exons. Gene Ontology annotation, molecular function: RNA polymerase II cis-regulatory region sequence-specific DNA binding; DNA-binding transcription factor activity, RNA polymerase II-specific. Lineage: Eukaryota; Metazoa; Mollusca; Bivalvia; Mytilida; Mytilidae. Gene Ontology annotation, biological process: regulation of transcription by RNA polymerase II. The coding region runs from base 266 to 1297 and encodes 343 amino acids.